Molecule: messenger RNA, 1020 nt
Organism: Penicillium soppii
Lineage: Eukaryota; Fungi; Ascomycota; Eurotiomycetes; Eurotiales; Aspergillaceae
Product: Short-chain dehydrogenase/reductase SDR
Exons: 2
Coding region: 1-1020 (339 amino acids)
Biological process (GO): secondary metabolic process
Source: RefSeq, a predicted model, not a curated record
AUGGUCCAUUUACUGGAUGUGCAAUCCUCCAACGCAAAGAUUCAGACCGCACUCCCAGCGGGUCUCGUCGCGGUGUUUGUGGGAGGAACGAAUGGGAUUGGCGAAGCCGCCUUGAAGGAAUUCGCCCGAUCAGCGCGGUCUCCCCGCGCGUACUUCGUCGGCCGCUCCCAAGAAGCCGCAGCGCGAAUCACAGCAGAAUGCCGACAAUUGAAUCCUGAAGGAGAGUUCAUUUUCAUCAAAGCAGAUAUUAGUCUGAUUCGCAGUGUCGACGAUGUCUGCCGGGAGCUGAAAGAAAAAGAGCGUACUAUCAAUCUUUUGUUCCUGAGCUGUGGGACCAUCCGUUAUGGAGAAGAUACAUCCGAAGGUCUCCACAUUAUGACCGCAACUGCGUACUACGCGCGCAUCAGAUUCAUCGUCAAUCUCCUUCCCCACCUCAAGCACGCAACGAGUCUGCGCCGUGUCGUCAGCGUGUUAGCUGGUGGACACGAAGGACCUAUUGACACUUCAGACUUCCAAGGAAAGAACAUGUCUGUGCUCAAGCUGCGUGGACAUGUGGUCUCAAUGACCGAUAUGGCACUGGAAACACUGGCCGAGCAAGCGCCCGAAGUGACCUUUAUCAACGAUUAUCCCGGUACGGUUAAAACCGGGAUCGGUCGCGAUCCUAAUGCCUUUCUCACGUGGUUAAUGACCAUUGCUCUUCUUAUUAUUGGGCCUCUGAUCUACAUUCCCAUUCGGGAGUCUGGAGAGAGGCAUUUGUUCUUUGCAACGAGCGCGAAGUAUCCACCUCGAGCUGCUGUGGAUGAGGCUGCUGGGGUUCCUUUCGUCGGUGAGAUUGUCGUUGCUGAGGGGACUGAUGGGGGAAUUGGUAGUGGUGUUUAUAGUAUUCAUUGGGAUGGCGAACAUACUGGACCGAAGGUUGUUGGGUUGUUGUCUGGAAUGAGAGAACAGAAAAUGGCGCAAAAGGUCUGGCAGCACACAGUCACUGAGUUCAAACGAAUUACCGGGUCAGAUGUUGCUUGA